GGCCCCGGCAGGCAGCAUGGAGGAGGCGCUGAAGCGGGAGCUGGGCACCGCCGUGCUGCGGCCCACGGGGUACUCGGGGGGCGGCUGCAUCAGCCAAGGGCAGAGCUACGACACGGACCAUGGCCGGGUGUACGUGAAGAGCAACUCCAAGGCGGAGGCCAGAAGAAUGUUUGAGGGAGAAAUGGCAAGUCUGGAAGCCCUCCUGAAAACCCAGACGAUAAAAGUGCCUAAACCCAUCAAAGUUAUAGACCUGCCAGGGGGCAAUACGCUGUUUGUGAUGGAACAUUUGGAAAUGAGAGGCUUAAACAGACAUUCAGCAAAGCUUGGAACACAAUUGGCUGAUCUCCACCUUCAUAACCAGCAGCUUGGAGAGAAGCUGAAGAAAGAAGAGAGCACAGUUGGUAAAGGUCAAGGGCAAAUGGAAGUCCAGUUUGUGGAUCAAUUUGGCUUUCAUACAGUUACCUGCUGUGGCUAUCUCCCACAGGUGAAUGACUGGCAGAAUGACUGGGUGACUUUCUUCGCCAGGCAAAGAAUCCAGCCCCAGAUGGACAUGAUUGAAAAGAAUUCAGGAGACAGGGAAGCGAGAGAACUUUGGGCACAACUUCAGCUGAAGAUUCCCAGUUUGUUCUGUGACGUAGAAGUUGUUCCUGCUCUCCUGCAUGGAGAUCUCUGGGGCGGAAACGUAGCUGAGGAUGAUUCUGGUCCAAUUAUCUUCGAUCCGGCUUCUUUCUACGGCCAUUCAGAGUAUGAGCUUGCAAUAGCUGGGAUGUUUGGUGGCUUCAGCAGUUCUUUUUACUCUGCUUACCACAGUAAAAUUCCCAAAGCUGCAGGGUUUGAGAAACGCCUAAAGCUUUAUCAGCUUUUUCACUACAUGAACCAUUGGAACCAUUUUGGUACAGGGUACAGAGGGUCUUCUCUAAACAUUAUGAGAAACCUUGUAAAGUGACUUCCUGCUGAAGUAGGACACUUCCUAUGUUGCUUGGAAAACCCCAUACUUGGUGGUGCAACUACAGGAGUAGUAAUGUUAAAAAAAGCUAUUAGACCCUUGACCUUGUUGCACAGCUAAAGACCUAGAAUCAGUGAUUCCUGCUAAAUACCGAGUGUAAUGUAGUCAUCCCUUUUUAGGAUAGCUGGGAAUAUCUUUAUGAGGGAAAUAGCUAAGGAGUUUAUUCAGUUGCACAAAAGAUCUGCUGGUGUUAAGAAAGCUUUGUAUGGUUGAGACUUGACAAAUUAAUGCAGAUCAAGCACUCAAGAGUAAAUUAUUUGGAAGAAGUUCUUUCUUAGGGACCAGUUGUGCUUCAGAGUAGAGAAAUAUCAGGGAUUGCAUUUGUACCCUAAUGGGAGACCUAAUUAGAGGAGUGUUGGUGAAAUGGAGAAUUGAUUUUUCUCAGUGACCAAGGAGAUGGCUGAAAAAGUUGCUCGUUACUUUUUGAUGCUCUCCCCACCUUUCAGCUCUCCAUGUCCAGUUACGUGCAUGAGAACAAUGCUAACAAAAUAUUUGGAAAGUCAAGAAGAAAAUUAUAUAAUGGCAACUGUGAAAAAUGAUUUAGACUUGCUAUUCAUUAUGCUAAUGUGAUUCUAUUGGAUGGAGACUGCUUCCUGUUCUGUUACAAAGCUGUGUGAAAAUGCUUAUAAUAUUUUCUGGCAUGUGCAUUUUGGUGCCUCAUGGCACCCUCGUAGGCUGUUCUGUGCUUGCUGGUCAGUGGGCUCUUAUCUACAGCAGUUUAGGUUUUAGCAGAACUAGCUCUCUUCUUUUUUUUUGGAUUAAGCUUUUGCCCAAUAGUGUGCAUUCUUACAGACUUUUUUUCAAGUACACAUCCUGUGAAGAGGUACACUCUCACUCAUACAGAGAGAAGAUGUACUUUUUGACUGUUGUCACUGCUCACAGGAUAAUGCCAUCUGGUUGCGGUACAGGCUUCACAUAAAUUUUUUGUAGUUUCCACUACAGGUGCCAUAAGCUAACAUUUUUUUUCAGUCCCCACUAAGUGCACUUUGUAGCUCUUGGGAUAAGAGCCAUGAAACCAAAGGAAGAUAAAAUGUAACUCACAGAGCAGCAGCUCCACAUCAGGGUCAGAAGUUCUUUAAGGGUGGCUGUGCAGAGCAGCUGUACCUGCAGCUGGGGAUCCUAACGUUGUACUCCUUUUGGUCUAGGCUGGUAAUGACAUUGCAGUGGGAGUGUACCAGGUAGGUGAGAGAGGUGCAUGAUUCCUAACAAGCAUUUUGAGUGUUUGGGAAUGACUUUAAUUAAUUAAAAAUGUUUUUCAUUGGAUAUUGAAAAUUACAGCGGGUUUUUUAGUUGCUGGUUUUGCAGUUGCUUACACAAAUGGGAAGCAAGUUUAGAAAAGACGAUCACUUGAUAUAACUUUCCUUAAUUCUACUACUCUUCCCACUGGCUGUUUAACUUUUGUGUAAAAAGUUUUAAAGCCUUGCUUGGUAGAAUAGCUUUUACUUUUACCUCAUUGCUUAAAUAAAAAGUUUCCCAGUUGA
Messenger RNA from Calidris pugnax (ruff), 2487 nucleotides. Its product is annotated as ketosamine-3-kinase-like. The coding region runs from base 17 to 946 and encodes 309 amino acids. The record is from RefSeq and is a predicted model, not a curated record. The transcript is spliced from 6 exons. NCBI's taxonomy places the organism in Eukaryota, Metazoa, Chordata, Aves, Charadriiformes, Scolopacidae.